Molecule: messenger RNA, 3228 nt
Organism: Archocentrus centrarchus (flier cichlid)
Lineage: Eukaryota; Metazoa; Chordata; Actinopteri; Cichliformes; Cichlidae
Gene: fam124b
Product: family with sequence similarity 124B
Exons: 7
Coding region: 446-2083 (545 amino acids)
Cellular component (GO): nucleoplasm
Source: RefSeq, a predicted model, not a curated record
UCCUUUGUCUUGUCAUUUUGUUGGAGCUCGCCAUCUGCUCUGUUAUUACAGGAGGCGGCUUUGGAUUUAAAGUAGCACCACCUCUGUUGGUCCCUUUCGCCCGGGAUUUAGUCUCAGUGGCUCUGCCCAAACAUACCCCCCUCAAGGCUGCAUUUCUUCUAGACUCCAAACGGUGCACCUCUGGGACUUUUUUGUUGUUUGUUUGAUCCCAGCUGGUCCUAAAGUUAUACCUACUCCGUGUUUUUGAAACUAACGCGUGUGGGUGCCAUGUGACGUCAGCGUCCCAGCAAGUGUCCCAGUUUUUUUGGGUUUUUUUUGGAAGCAAGCUGCGGAAAGAAAUCAAACGGGAUGCUUUUCAGCCCGAGUGUGGUCCGCUGGAAACACCGCUCGGACUUUCUGACCGGAGCUCGGGAGCAGAUGUGAAAGUGUGUGUCUUUACGGGACCAUGUUACGCCGGGCGGCGGUGUUGAAAAGAGCCGACGAUGAAAACGUGGACUCCGGAGCUGAAACUGCCGAAUCAGACUGCAGCAGGAUGUCAUCGUCUGGCAUCGACCUCGUGACCAGGCGGGUCAGACAGCAGCGGUGGCAGCAGCUCCUGCUAAUGCACUUGCAUCUGCUUGCUAACCCUGGAGAUUCCCUGCUGUUGCAGCACACCCUGGACCGCCUGCUGCGCUGGCUCUGCCCGAGCCUCCGCAUCUUCCACGUGUCAGAGAGGGCCUCACCAUUCCGAACUUACCCCCGCCCCUGUCCUGUGGCUGGCUACCCUUCUCUGGCAAUCACUUUCUUCCUGCACGAGGCCUAUGGAGAGGAGCGAAUCCUCAAAGUGCUGGACUUCUUCCAGCGGCCUCCCUGGCACUAUCACCACACUGAGAGCUGCGGCAGCCGAACUGGAGGGAUCCACAUUACUUCCACCAGCUCGCCCUCCAAUGCCCUGCUGCGGCCCUACCUCCUGCCCAGCAGAGACUUCUAUAGCCUGGGCGCGGGGAUGCCUGUGUGGGGGGUUCGACCAGUGCACUGCGGGGGAGAGAUACUGCGUGUGACGCUGUACAGCGCGUAUGACAAUUAUGAGGAUGCUGUGCGUCUCUAUGAGACGGUGCUGCAGCGACAGGCAGAGGAGCAGAAGGCAGGCUUCUGCUGGUUCACCCUGCACAUGGAGCCCGGGCUGUGCCUUCAGCUGGCUUUAAAGCAACUGUCACCAGGGGUUCGGGUGGAGCCAUGCAGCUCUGCUGUGUUACAGUUUAGUGUGGAAGAAAUUGGCCAACUGGUUCCACUGCUUCCUAACCCGUGUACUCCCAUCAGUGCUACACGCUGGCAGACUGAAGAUCUGGACGGCAAUAAGGUUCUCUUUCAGGUGAAAACAGCACAACCUCAACGACCUCUGACCUGUGCUUUCCCCCUGACUGGCCCAAGCAUGUCUCCUCGAGGAAUGCAGCUCAGCAGCUCAGGACACAGCCUGUCACCCUGCAGCCUUACAUCUCCCCUGUCUGGGCAAACGCACAGGCAAGCUCAGAGACCGCGCAGUGACCCCGUCUUAGAAAAGCUUCAUGGAGGAAGUGGUGGAGCAGAGAGCCUGGGAUCAGGAAGCUGCUGUAGCACCCCUCCUGGCAGCUCCUGUUACUCAUCCCAGCGCAGCAGCCCUGCACCGCUCUCAACCUCCAAUCACCCGGACUCUCCUCUGCGCCCCUCCAUCGCCCACUCACUUUCCCAUCGCCUCCUGGAAGAGGAUGAGGAAGAGCCGGAGACGAAUGUCGACACAGGAGCACCUGUCUCACCUCGCUCAGACACAGUGGUCAAAGUGAUGGCUCGCUCCUCCUCAGUAGACUUUUUGGUGACUUUCCAGUCAGAGAGACCCGCAGCAGUUGGGGCGUCAGCUGUCGAGGACCUGGCCAAGGAGUUGAGCGAUUGUUUGCCAGGGACACACACAAACCUGCAGGGGCCGCCUGGGACAUGGGGUUCUGAUGGUGGCACAGAUGCAGGCAGGACCGUGCCAAGCCCCUCCAACAGGUCGCUGGUGGAGAACAGGACUGCUGCUGAGCCAGCACACACAAACGGUGAGGAACCGCUGGAUGAGUUCUUCAUCUAAAUUCCUGCCACCACAUCAUGAGCAGUGGUAAUAAUUACAGUGCAGACAGACGAACAACGGGGACUCUGGAAUACAAAGGACGCCAAAGCACUGCCGCAUGUGACACAUAACAUCCAGAGACAUCUGCAUUUUUAAAAAAGUUUGGCUUGUCUUGUUUUGUCAAGAUGGUGCAGGGAAGAAAUAAUAGAUGAAUGUCUAAAGUAGUUUUAUACCUAGGGUGCAGCUAAUGAUUUGUGCAGCUGUUGUAGCCCAGUGAAUAGAAAUCAGAGUUUUGUAUUUAAGUGAUACUGAAGGCAGACUAGAUUUCUGUCUCAUCACUCAGCUAGGAAACUUUUUUUUUAUUACCUUUGAACAAAUUAAGAUGAUCUUAGAACUAAGGCUCUCUUUGAUGUUCCUGCUGAUUGUGAUUAGAAAGCUGAUUUAGUCUGCUAUUAGGCCUCACAAAGCAAAAGUCUAAACUUGUGGCUUUUAACACAUGUGUUUAAAGGGACUUCAAAUAAUUCUUGCUCCAGUAUUUACUUGUCAAAAUGGAUAAGCAGCGGACUGAACCGGGCCAUGUUACUGUAUUGAAGAGGACUGAAUUUUCUCACGUGAAUGAACCUGGCACCUCGGAAAUGCUCAUUACUGUAAGGUCACAGUAAGCUGAGGGAUCAGCAGGAACUUGAGGGAAAACAUGAUGAAUUGGACUGAUCAUUUAAACAGUGAUCAUGAUCAGCACGGCUGUUUGAAGGCAAAAGAUGUUACAUGAAGGAAAAAAAUCCUAAUAACAAAUGUUACAAUUCAGGUCAAACUAGUCUCUUACUUAUUUUUCUUUCAUCUUUUUUUCCGUUUAAUUGUGAUCAAGGACUUUCUUAAUUUAACCUAACAGAUAAAUUGGAGUCUGUUUUUUUUUUUUUUUUUGGCUUGUGCUUUAUGAGGUCAGUGCCUGUUUAAAUGCGUGUAAUUAAAGGGUAGGAGUUGCUCCCGCUGGGCUGCUCUGUGUGGGCAAGCGAGGCAGCUCAAAGAUGUCAAAGUGUUUAACUGUUUACUGGAAAUAAGUGUUACUGGAAGAAAGCGAGUACUGUAAGCAAGUAGUGUGCAAAGUGUUCAGUGAUUUAGGCUAAAAGAGAAAUGACUAAAAGAAUAAAACGGCUCUGUUGUUGUGU